CCGACGCUUUUCUAAUCGUGCCGACGCGCACCAAGCUGCUUGUGCUGUAAAUUAAAGUUGUUCCAUUUACAGCAAGGUAAAACGUUAGGAAGUAUCGUGUGCAUCUUGUUGCUAAACAACUAUGGAUGGAAUAUUUGGCAGCGAUGAUUCGAGAGAAGCAUCAAGCGCAGGCUCCAGAAGCGCCUCACCAGCCUCCAGCGAGGGAUCGCGGUCUCCUGCGCAACAUUCCGACGACGGGGAACAGAGCGAGCAUUCCGAUGCUGAGGAGCGCUCGGAGAAAAGCUACCACUCGUCACCGCCGAGGAGCCCGGCGUCCGGUGACGAGUCGGGCUACGAGGACAAGGGUGAGGAAGCCUCGGGGGACGAGCGUCGGGAUUCGGGCGAUGAAGGCUCGGACGAAUCCCGACACGUGGACGACCAGUCCGGUGACGAAGAGACGUCGGCUAGGACACCCGCGCGAUCGGAACGUCAGAGCGAUGCCUCCGACAACGAGGGCUCCGGCAGCGAGGUGCAUCGCUCCGACGAAGAGGACCGCCGAUCCGACGACGAGGAACGCCACUCCGACGACGAGGGACAGCGUUCUGACGACGAGGUUCACCGCUCCGACGGUGAGAGCCGUCGUUCAGACGACGAGGGCCAGCGUUCUGAAGACGAAGGCCACCGCUCUGAAGACGAAGGCCGCCGUUCUGAAGACGAGGUACAGCGCUCAGACGACGAGGACCGUCGUUCCGACGACGAAGACCGCCGUUCCGAGGUGGCCGCGGAACGGUCGGGUGCCUCCGGAGACGAAGGCAGCGCAAAUGAAGCGAGCGCUAACGAGGCAAGUGGAGACGAGGCCAGCCGAGGCGAGGCGAGCGGAGACGAGGGUUCGGUGCACUCAAACGAAGGCGAAGCACGCGUGGCGGCGUCAGGCUCGGACUCCGAUGCUGAGAGCGCCAUAGGACGCAAACGAAGGCGAUCGGGUGGCAGUGAAGCUGCUUCUGCUGGCUCUGCUGCAGAAGGUUCGGACGACGACGAAGCAGUAACAGGUCGAAAAAGGGCACGAAUCUCCAGCCCCGAGGAGAAGGGCGAAGAAGCUGAGGUAGGAGGCUCUCUCGGUGAAGACUUAGACGACUUGAGCUCGGAUGAGGAGGGCGCUGCCAAGAAGAAAGGCGGGGGUGAGACGCCAGUCAAACGCAUGGGCAGCGAUGAGGAAGAGGAACCGGAGGAGAAGCGAGCGGAACCCGAGCAAGGUGAAGAAGAGGAGGUGCCAGUCCCAGAGACACGCAUUGAUGUGGAAAUCCCACGUAUUAUGACCAACCUUGGAAACGAGGUCCACUUUGUCAAGCUGCCAAACUUCCUCAGUGUUGACACAAGGCCUUAUGAUCCUCAGUGGUAUGAGGAUGAAGUAGAUGAAGAUGAAGUGCUUGACGAAGAAGGAAGAGCACGACUCAAACUGAAGGUUGAAAACACAGUCCGGUGGCGCUACCUCUAUGAUAAGAUGGGUAAUCCAGUGAGGCAGAGCAACGCCCGGAUAAUCAAGUGGUCAGAUGGGAGCAUGUCACUACAUCUGGGCUCUGAAAUCUUCGACGUGCACAAGCAGUCACUGAUGCAAGGAGAUCACAACCACUUGUUCAUUCGUCAAGGCACUGGUCUGCAGGGGCAGGCUGUCUUCCGCACGAAACUCAGCUUCAGGCCUCACUCGACCGACAGCUUCACCCAUCGCAAGAUGACACUGUCACUCGCUGGUCGUAGCCAAAAGACGCAGAAGAUUCGAGUGCUGCCUCAGGUUGGCCAGGAUCCCGAGGCACACCGCAGUGAAAUGAUCAAGAAAGAGGAAGAUCGGCUUCGGGCAUCGAUCCGGCGCGAGAGCAAGCAGCGGCGCCUUCGCGAGAAGUCCCAUUCACGUGGCCUCAGUGCAGCGUACCUGGAGGCCGAUGAAGAUGAUGCAGCCAUUUCCCUGUCGGCCAUCAAGAGCAAGUACCGUCGCGGAGGGGCUGCACUUAAGGAGCGCCCUUCCAUUUACUCUUCUGAGGAGGACGCAUCUGAUCUAGAAGAACAACGCGCUCGACGAUUAGAGAAAGCUAAAGCAGGACCAGAAAAUGAUGACGAUGACAGUGACCUGGACUACUUCGACAAAAAGGCGGAAAGCAAAAAAGCGAAAAAGGCCAUUGAAGAGAGUGACGAGGACGACUAGGCAUCCUCAAUUGUUUCAUACUGUACAUACUCUUAUUCAUAGAUAAACAUUUUUUUUUAUUCAUGUCUU
This is a messenger RNA of Rhipicephalus microplus (southern cattle tick), 2245 nucleotides long. RefSeq names its product Another transcription unit (gene Atu). The record is from RefSeq and is a predicted model, not a curated record. Gene Ontology annotation, cellular component: nucleus; Cdc73/Paf1 complex. Gene Ontology annotation, molecular function: RNA polymerase II C-terminal domain phosphoserine binding. Gene Ontology annotation, biological process: transcription elongation by RNA polymerase II; positive regulation of transcription elongation by RNA polymerase II. Lineage: Eukaryota; Metazoa; Arthropoda; Arachnida; Ixodida; Ixodidae.